Punctularia strigosozonata HHB-11173 SS5 is the source of this 2356-nucleotide messenger RNA. RefSeq lists its product as uncharacterized. NCBI's taxonomy places the organism in Eukaryota, Fungi, Basidiomycota, Agaricomycetes, Corticiales, Punctulariaceae. The transcript has 5 exons. The record is from RefSeq and is a predicted model, not a curated record. Bases 483 to 2195 code for a protein of 570 amino acids.
GCGACAUAUGAAUAUAGUUACAUGGUCCUUGCCUUACUCUCGGCAGUAACAGGUGGCCAUGCACUCGUCGGUAUCGUCGAGGAGGUGUCGCGGGGAACGCUGCCCGAUCUCUGAGCCAUACGGGGACCAACCCUAACCUCUUUCGGCUGCCACGACAAUCCGCCACCCUCCUCUCCUCCUCCUCCUUGCUCCUGAGAACGCCUAGAAAUAUCCUACGCAGGCGCCGACGACUCUGGCCGCGUCGGUUAAUAGCAGGUUUCAACUCGGACGCACCAAUUCAGCGGCGUGCUCUCGCCGCUGACAAUCCCUGAGACCCGGGUCUAAGGCGGACCUGAGCUUUGCUAUCAGCCAGUGGAACGUGGCCAGGGUGUUUCAUCCGGCCCAAUCGCCCUGCGCCCCACCACCACUCGCUCUGGUCCCCCUUAUCUGCUGCUGGUCCCGACGACGACGAGCGUGACGACGACACAGGCCACGCGCCCACCAUGAACAGCCGCCCCUCCACCUCAUCCUGGACCGCCCCGCCCAGCCGGCGCGAGCUCACCCUGCUCAUCUUCUCCCUCACCCUCUUCGUCCUCUCCUAUAACCUCGACUCCUCCAUCUCCUCCUCCCCUUACAUUCUCAAAUCCCUCCCCUUCUCCUCCUCCUCCCCUGCCUCGAUUCCGCUCGACUACGACGGUCGCCGCCCGGUGCCCUUCCGGGACGACCUCGAGAAGGAGAUCGUCGGCGACUGGGGAUGGCGCCAGGGCGAGGUCGCCGAGGGAACGGGACGCCCCCCGGUCGGCGAAGGCCAGGAGUACCAGAAGAACUCGACCUGGAACGGCGUCCUGCGCGGCGACAGGAGCCCUAAGGGGCUCAUCCGCACGAGCACCAACGAGGAGAGCGUCCGGUUCGACGACGGCUUCCCGACGACGCGGAUCACGUACCAUUCUCCAGGAUACACGGUGCUCGAGAACGUGGUCCUCGCCGCCGGCACGUUCUUCAUCGUGACCGACACGCCCGGCUCCGUCCCGGCUCUGGACGAGAUCGGCUCGUCACGCGAAGACCCGGGCGCACCACCGCGGCCGCACGACUGGCAAGUCGUCUCGCGCGCUCUCGCGGCCGAAAUAUUCCCCGACCACGGCGCCAAAAUACACGGCACGACCUGGCUCUCCACCGGACCUUACGCGUCACAAGACACCUACACCAUCCCCUCGCUCUACGCCGCCCACGCCCUCUCCAUCUCCUCUUCCUCUUCCUCCUCCUCUCUAAACUUACCCCCGCCCCCAGCACCGCUCCGCCUCCUCCAUCCCUCCGUGCACUUCUACGCCGAUCCGACCCCGGACGUCGACAUCCACAACCCGGGCUGGGACUUCCUCCCCCCGCGCGUGCUCUCCUACACCGGCAUCUCCCCCGCCACCCGGCUCGCCGCCUUCCCGAGCCUCGGGCUGAUGAUGAAGGAGGACUGGGAGGACUUCGUCGGGAUGGACGUGCCCUUCGUGCUCGAGCGGCUCGUCGUGGCCGACCGCGGCGCCGCGUACCGCCACCUACCCGACGACGUGGGCGAAGCCGGCGUCGCGUUCGAGCGCGUCCUCGCCGACGCGUCCUCCUCCCGACUCCAACAGCAGCAACAUCAGGGUCAGGAAGGGAAGGGCGCGUGGUGGGCCCCCGCGCGCGACACGCUGCUGCUCAACAUGGGCCUCGACCCGGAGACGCUCGCCGGCGGGACGAGGAAGCCGGUGGUGACGUACGUCUCCGCGCGGUCGUUCGACCCGGAGCAAGAGCGGUGGGACGACCGCGCGGACGACCGGUGGUUCGUGCGCGAGGAGGACGAGAAGGCGCUCGUGGACCGGCUGAGGAGGCAGGGCGGAUGGGACGUGCGCGUCGUCAACGUCGGCGGGCGCACGGGCUGGCGCGAGCGCAUGACCGCCGUCGUCCACUCGUCGGUGAUCGUCGGCGCGCACGGCCGCGCGCUCGCGGACGCGCCGUUCCUCCGCCCCGCGGCCGGCGUCGUCGAGCUCUUCCCGGACGGCGUCUUCGUACGCGACGCGAGCGCGUUCGCGCGCGCCAUGGGGCACGCCUACGUCGCGGUCCAGGCCGGACGAUCGUUCAAGGACGAGCUUCCAGCCGUCAGGUUCGCGGAGCCGUCCGACCCGCACGAGUUCGGCGCGGACGCGAACGCGGUCGUCGAGGCCGUCAAGCAGGCGCUCGCACGAUGAGAUGUUCUAAAAGAAACGAACGUUAUGGUACUGACAUGCAUCUCAUUUCCUCUUGGGACACUCGCAACUCCUUUCGCAUAUCCUCAUACACAACGUAGCAAAGUAGAUCAUCGUCGUUUCUUGUCGCCGCUAAUAGCUAUUUACAUAUACUACCAUUUCCG